Molecule: messenger RNA, 2085 nt
Organism: Contarinia nasturtii (swede midge)
Lineage: Eukaryota; Metazoa; Arthropoda; Insecta; Diptera; Cecidomyiidae
Gene: Galk
Product: N-acetylgalactosamine kinase
Exons: 7
Coding region: 452-1858 (468 amino acids)
Biological process (GO): carbohydrate phosphorylation; galactose metabolic process
Cellular component (GO): cytoplasm; cytosol
Molecular function (GO): galactokinase activity; ATP binding
Source: RefSeq, a predicted model, not a curated record
AAUUAUUCAAGACGAUACAGUAUAUUUGAAGUAUCCACUCGAACUGCAGUUAACGCAUUUGAACAAGUGUGACCAGUGUGUUUUGGUGCGGUGACAGAGAAAGAGAGAAAAGAAUAAUAGACUCAUUUCAAUGCUCGUCACAAAACCCGAUUGAAUAAAACAACUUUAUUGGAUCAGCUGAAGUUUUCGACAAAAAAAAAACUUUUAAAAUUAAACUAUAAUAAAUAAAAUUGAACGCUGCAAUCAAGCUCUAGAAUUAAACGUAAUCAAAUUGAGUAAAAACUGAUUGAGGACAUUGUGAUGAAUAAAGAAUCUCAUUAAAUCGUAUUCACAUAGAUUCCAAAAUAAGCAGCGUGCGUGUUUUCAUUUUUGUUCGGUAAACAAAAAGCGAAGAAGAAGAGACCAAAGGUUGACACGUCAUAGAGAGCGCGCACAUAAACAAUACACCAACAUGACUGACACUUCGAAUGACAUUUCAGUUGGAAGUUUAACCGAAUUGCAGAACAUAAACAAUGUUCAACGAACAAAUAAACUUUGUGAUGCAUUUCAAAAAACAUUCAAUUGUGAACCAAAGUUCUUUGUCAACGUUCCCGGCCGGGUGAAUUUGAUCGGUGAACACAUCGAUUAUUGUGGUUAUCCCGUAUUGCCGAUGGCAAUUGAACAAAGUAUUUUACUCGCUGUUGCACCGUCCGAAGAUCGUUAUUUGCAUAUAACAAACACAAAUGAACGAUACAAACCGUUGAAAUGUCCUAUCGAUAAUAUCAUAGUACAGGUGCCUGAAAAUGGAACACCACCAGAAUGGUACAACUAUUUUUUGUGCGGUGUUAAAGGAAUCUACGAUGAAUUACCAAAUGGUCCGCAAUGGGGAAUGUUAGUUACUGUUUCCGGGAAUAUUCCACCAGCAGCUGGUCUAUCAAGCUCCAGUGCAUUGGUUAGCGCUGCCACAUUGUGCACGAGCUUUGUGAAUAAGUUUUCGUUGAACAAAACAACGCUUGCCGAUAUUUCAGCGAAAUGUGAAAGAUAUAUUGGUACACAAGGCGGUGGAAUGGAUCAGGCAAUUGCAUUUUUGGCCAUUGAAGGAUGUGCACAAUAUAUCGAAUGGGAACCAUUAACGGCAACAUCAACCGCUCUACCGUCGAAUGCAUUCUUUGUCAUUGCAAACAGUUUGACCAAGGCAAAUAAAGCAGCCACCUCUGAUUUUAAUCAACGUGUCAUUGAAUGUCGUUUAGCUUGUCGAAUUCUUGCCAAAAGUGCAAAUUUACCGUGGCGAGAACUGGAACGAUUUUCAACGCUACAAAAACGAUUACAAUGUUCGCUUACCGAUUUUGAAAGGUUUGCUGAUCGUAUUUUAACGCGAGAUUUAUACUCAAGAGAUGAUAUAAUUAAUUUCUUGGAAGUAGAUGAAAAUGAAUUUGAAAAUCAAUUACUUACGCCGAAUACAAAACAUUUGGAAAAAUUCAAAUUACGUCAACGUGCCAUGCAUGUCAUUCAAGAAUCAAUUCGAGUGACCCGAUUCCGUGAAGUGGCUACCAAAAGCAACAAUAUCGAAGAAUUGGGCAAAUUGAUGAGAGAAUCACAUUUAAGCUUGAAUGAAUUGUACGAAUGUUCACACGAGAAUCUAAAUCGAUUGGUCGAUAUUUCAGAUCGGUUCAAUAUCAGUGCACGUCUUACUGGCGCUGGUUGGGGCGGAUGUAUUGUAGCCAUUUGCGAUUCGUUGGAAACUAGUUCAAAGUAUAUAGCUGAGUUGAAGGAGAAAUAUUUCAAGAAUUUGCCUGACUAUGAUGAAAACGAAGCUGAUAACAUUGUAUUCGUUACGAAUCCACAACGCGGUGCAACAAUAUACUUGAAUGCCCAAUAAAUAUUGCAAGUUAAUUUUGAAAAUUAAACGCCAAUAAUUACAAAGAUCCAAAAUAAAAAAAAAGUAGUAGAGAUUACCAAAUUUAUUAUCCAAUUUUCCAAAUCGUUUUGAUGUGGCGUCAUCUUUUGUUAAAGCUUCUAACCAACAUAUAGCCAAUGAAGAAUAACAGUUUAAACGAUUUUGACAUUAAAACCAAAAUAAACGGCAAAUUAGGUUAUGUUUGAGUU